AUGCACGUUAGCGAAAUGCAACGCCCUGCAGCGGGACUCACGGCCCAGGACCUUGGGCUAGAAGCAGAAAUAGAAGAGGCGGUGGUGGAUGUCAUCGAUCUGCCUCAGCUGCACACGAAGCCGAAUGCCAGAACACUGUUGUCCACCCUUGCCGACUUCAGCUCCGAGCCUCCAUCUUGGGAAGCCACGCCGCGUACUGGUACCCCGCGAACACCCCUCAGCGGUGUCUCCACGCCAUUGCGUAAGAGCAGGAAGAUCAAACAUGAGGGAUCUGCGCGGUACUUGACCAACAUUGUCGGAAGCGACCUUGCGUGGAUUGAAGAUGAAGAUGUCAAGGAGAACAUAUGGGAAGCUGCCUCAAAGCGGCUGAGCGAACGCUCGGGUAGAUCGGCUAUGGGUGACAUACGCCGCAGCUUCUACAUACCUCUGUCGCAAGACGAUGUUGACGAGGGUAUUGAAAUCGUGUUGCACGAGCCAGCUCUGACGGGUGACUCGCUUGGUCUCAAGACUUGGGCUUCAAGCAACUUGCUGGCUAGAAGACUCCUCACAUUGCGCCCAACGCUGCCUCCAUUCACAGACAAUUCUGCCAUACUGGAACUCGGCUCUGGCACGGGACUUGUGGGUCUCGCUGCUGCUGCUGCCUUCCAAGCUCACGUGGUCCUCACGGACCUUCCCGACAUUGUUCCCAACUUGAGACGCAACGCUCUGGAAAAUGAGGCAUCGCUCAAAUCCUAUGGCGCAAAGGCCGACGCCGCGGUAUUAGACUGGACAGAGCCCGCCUCUUUUCCCGUCGAAGCGCAUACCUUCGCAUUAAUAUUGGCUGCAGACCCGAUCUACUCCGAAUUACAUCCUCGCCUCCUCGCACAAACCAUUGGACAUCACUUGAGCUUAGGUGAUAGGUCGAGAGUCAUUGUAGAGAUGCCACUGCGCGAUGCAUACGCUCCUGAACGACAAGACUUUCGAGAACGAAUGCUUGCGUUGGGGCUAGGUAUUGCCGAAGAAGGCGAAGAAGUAGGCUUCGACGAUUGGUUGAGUGGGAAUGACGAUGAGCUGCUCGAAGUGCGAUGUUGGUGGAGUGUCUGGAAACGGCAAUGA
This is a messenger RNA of Ramularia collo-cygni, 1095 nucleotides long. Its product is annotated as related to glucose-inducible SAM-dependent methyltransferase Rrg1, putative. The transcript is spliced from 2 exons. Bases 1 to 1095 code for a protein of 364 amino acids. Lineage: Eukaryota; Fungi; Ascomycota; Dothideomycetes; Mycosphaerellales; Mycosphaerellaceae. The record is from RefSeq and is a predicted model, not a curated record.